Molecule: messenger RNA, 1903 nt
Organism: Misgurnus anguillicaudatus (oriental weatherfish)
Lineage: Eukaryota; Metazoa; Chordata; Actinopteri; Cypriniformes; Cobitidae
Source: RefSeq, a predicted model, not a curated record
GUAGUUCGUUGAUCCUUUAUGACAAAUUACAUGUAAAAUGUAUUUUCUUUCAGGUUGCUUGGCUUUAAUUUGAUAGUCAGAUGGUAAAGUUAACCUAGUGUGUUCAGUAUGGACUUGUUUAGGGAAAAAUGGAUAACGUUAUAGAAAUAAGUAAAUCCGGGUAACUGACCAGCCCUUACCACACAAUCAAAAGUGAAAGUGAAACGUGGUCUACCGUCAUUUUAUGAUCGCGAGAUUUCUUCACCACAAACCGUUUUUACGAUUAUUUAUAGUACACAUGUAUAGUUGAUUUGUCUUCAGUGUAUUUAAGAUGCACGUGCUUUACUGUAUUUUUAUUUCAGCACUGCUGAAGAUCGCUGAUGGGUUUACAGUGAAGGGUUCCUCAGGUCCUCUGGUUGUUCCUCUGGGAGGUUCAGUGGUUCUGCCCUGUUCUGUUGAUUCAAUCUUACCACUGGAGGAUCUGGAGGUGGAUUGGAAAAGAUCUGAUACAGAGACUCUCAUUCAUCUGUAUCAAGAUGGAGAUAUCAGACCAGAGGCUCAACAUCAGGAUUAUCAUGAUAGAGCUCAUUUCUUCACUGAAGACAUUAAACAUGGAAACUUCUCACUCCUGUUGAACAAUCUGACAGCUGAAGAUGAGGGACAAUACACAUGUAAAGUUUACAGUGGACAAGAGUCUGGAGAAUCUGUGGUGGAAGUCCAAUGUGGGGAGCGUUUGAUAGUAUCUGGAUCAAAUCACUCAAUAUCUGCAUAUGAGGGUGAAGACGUCACUCUGAGCUGCUCCGUGGACUCUCACAUCAAACCUGAAGAGAUUGAAGAGGUUUCAUGGAAGAAAAGAGAUAAAGAUGAAGACGUCCCAGUUCUUCUGUACCAAGACAACAUGGCUUUACCAGAGGCAUCAGAUAAGCAAUUCAUAGACAGAGUUGAGUUCUUCAAUGAUGAAAUCCACAGAGGAAACUUCUCUCUCAGACUGAAGAGAGUCAGAACUGAAGAUAAAGGAGUUUACAUCUGUCAAGUGUUUGCUAGAGGACUUUCAGCAAACACAACUGGGAUACUGGAACAACUGGGUUUCUCUACUUUACAUAUAAUGGUGUUGAUUCUCUGUAUAGCUGCAUGUGGAUCUGCAGUUAUAAUCUGCUCUUGCAUAUACUGCAGAUCAGACAAAAAUGAUACCAGCAGAUGUGUCCAAGCUUGUAAGGUUUCUCUUGUCAUUUGUCCAAACAUUUUUAUGUUCAUCGCCUUCAUCAUCUGGGGUGUUACUGAGGGAUUUUUAAAAGAAAGCAUCACUUGCAGUGCACUUUAUAUUCUGAGGCCUGUCAUGUUGUUUUGGACUGUGCCCCAUUUAGAUGAUCUUCAAGACCGCACUAAACCAUGGAUUAGGUUUUUAACUAUAACAGGAGAAUUUGCUGCAUUAAGUGUCAUUUUUUACUCAGUUAUCUUUACAUAUACCUGGAAACAGAUAUCACAUUAUAUAAAAUCAAAUGAACCUGGUAUCUUCGUAGGAAGCUUUGCAUUUAUGGUACUAUUCUGUCUCUGCAUAUUCCCUGGAGUCCAGGCUCUUGUCCUGUCCAGACUGGACUAUUGCAAUGCGUUACUGGUCAAACUCCAAGCCUGCACAACCAAACCCCUGCAGAUGAUCCAGAAUGCUGUGGGAAGAGUGGUCUUUAAUGAGCCAAAGAGGGCGCACCUCACUCCUCUCUUUGUCAGGUUACAAUGGCUUCCUAUAGCAGCUUACAUCAAAUUCAAAGCCCUGCUCAUGGCCUUAAAAACCACCACUGGGUCAGCACCCCAUUACCUUCAAUCGCUUAUACAGACAUAUGUACCCUCUCGAUCCCUGCGCUCUGCCGCUCUUGCUUCUAGUGUAACCUGUUGGUUGUUGGUUGCUUCGGACAAAAGCGUCUGCUAA